AUGAGCAUAACACAGGAAAAUAUGCUUACCCUGCUGGCACAAGUCGAGCAAUGCUUGAAUUCCCGACCAAUCACUCAUCUAUCGGACGAGCCAUCAGAUAUGGAACCCUUAACACCGGGACAUUUUCUCAUCGGUAGCAGCAUGCAAGCAGUACCAGACGCCAACUACACCGACAUGCCAGACAAUCGCCUGAAGGAGUAUCAGCUAGUGCAAAAGCACAUGCGAAAUAUUUGGUCUCGAUGGUAUCCGGAGUAUAUUCAGCAAUUGCACGCUCGAGCCAAAUAUUGCAAUGAAAAGAGCGUAAGACCCCUAAUGCUCGAUCCGCUCAACGUACCGGCCAUUAUUGACAGGCUUGAAGAAUCCUUCGGAAGACCCGAAGUAGUGUACCGGGAAAUGGUGAAAGAAGUUCUCAAGGUACGAAUAGAGAACCCCUAUAAGAUUCCUGAGCUGGCUGAUGCGAUCGACAACUUAGUGAUGAACGUCACGGCGUUGAAUUGUACGAACUACUUAAAUGAUCCGAGGUUGAUCGAUGACGUCAUGGCAAGAAUGCCCAUAUCCUAUCAGUUGGAAUGGAUCGAUUAUACAUCCGAGCUGCGAACGGGAGAACAUACAACACUAAACGAGUUAAACGAUUGGUUGAAGUUGCUAGCUCGUAAGAUCCGACGAGUAGUGAAAGGGUCAGGACGAGAUCAUCUUCUGUUACACGAAGACGAUUUUAAACAGCAAGAUCAACGCUCCCUACAGCCAACAAACGAAAAGAAAGGCUUUACGUGUCCAGAAUGCGGAAACAAUCACUCAGUGAUACAAUGUGAGGCCUUUAAAGGCAAGACUAUCGCCGAUAAGUGGGCUACGGUGAAAGCAGCUAAACUGUGUCAUGGGUGUCUACGUUUCUCGAAUCACCAGAUUAAGGAUUUGAUUAAUCGAAACAAACCAGAACCUAAACCCAGAAUCGUUUUCGAUGCGGCAUCAAAGAUCGAAGGAGUGUCACUGAACUCGCAACUCCUACCGGGGCCAGAUGCUUUAACAUCACUAUUCGGAAUAUUGAUUAGAUUUCGCGAGGGGAAGAUAGCUGUGGCUGGGGACAUCAAAGAAAUGUUCCACCAAGUGAAAGUGCGUCCCGAAGAUCAACAGGCGCAGUGUGUCCUAUGGCGCGGAUGCAAUGAAGAAAAACCGCCAGAAAUCUACACGAUGCAAGUGAUGACCUUCGGCGCCACAUGCUCACCGGCAUGCGCCCAAGCAGUGAAGAAUGAAAAUGCGCGGCGCUGCAAGCAAUCCCACCCGAAGGCUUACAAAGCCAUACUAAACCAACAUUACGUAGACGAUUACAUUGACAGUUUUUCCACCGAGAUAGAAGCUAAAGAGACUACCAAGCAAGUCAUCACCGUCCACGAUCAGGCUAGCUUCUUCAUACGCAAUUUUAUCAGCAAUUCGGAAUGCUUGCUAAGUGCGAUCCCCUCUGAAAGACGACAAAGUGGUGAAUCAGUUGUCUUUUUCGAAGAGAAACACGGAACGUAUGAUAAGAUACUGGGAGUGCAUUGGAACAUCGUAUCCGACUGUUUAGGGUACAACAUCAAAUAUGAUAACGUCCGCACCGAUCUCUUGUCCAAACAGAACCCGACGAAAAGAGAGGUACUAAGUUUCGUUAUGAGCAUCUACGAUCCCUUAGGUCUGCUCAGUUACAUAACCAUUCAAGGAAGAAUAUUGCUACGAUCGCUACACAGAGCAAUGACCGAUUGGGAUGAACGUAUACCUGAAGAUCUUGGAGUUAAAUGGCGUGAAUGGUUGAUUCUAGUGAAAGAGGCAAAUCGAUUCGAAGUCUCACGAUGCGUCAUACCGGCGAAAACACAAUCAAUCGAACUGCACACGUUCGUAGACGCAUCGGAAGAAGCAUUCGCGGCGUGCGUGUACCUUAGAAGUUUCAACGGACAAAAGUACACGACGCAUUUACUUGCUGCAAAAGCGCGAGUGGCUCCUUUAAAAAACUUAUCUAUCCCGAGACUCGAGUUGCAGGCAGCCGUGCUGGGAGUGCGACUCACGCAUUUGGUGAAACAGGAGCUACGAGUAACGAUUGAAAAGACGACUUACUGGAGUGAUUCACAAACGGUACUAGGGUGGAUCGUGAACCGCAAAAGAAAAUACCAUCAGUUUGUCGCCCAUCGAGUCAGCGAAAUACUCGAGACUUCUGCCAUGGAUCAGUGGCGGUGGGUGCCCACUAAAGAAAAUCCCGCCGACCGAGCGACGAAGAUAACGGCGACUGAUGAUGUAUGGAAGCAUGGCCCAUCGUUUUUACUGCAACAGGAAACCAUGUGGCCACAGGCUCGCAUAAAGCCUACAGCAGAAGAGGAACGCGUUAUGCAUCAUUUUGAAGAACGUAAGCUGCUGAACGAGGACUACUACUCAGACUGGAGGAAGUUAGUGCGGCAUGGAGUAAUUCUUCGAAAGUUUGUCCAUUAUCUAAAGGACAAGACAAGGUUUUCACCGACUACAAGAACGUCGGACGUAGCGGCUGUUAAGGCAAUGAUGUACAUCAGAGCGCAGCGCGAGUGCUUUCCAGCGGAGUAUUCGGCUCUAGAAAAGGAAACCCCAGUGAGCAAACAAAGUAUACUGAACAAGUUGGUGCCAUUCCUGGAUGACCGGGGUAUCAUGCGGUCAAGAAGCAGAUUAGAGAAUUUAGAGGUAAUACCACCAGGCACUCGAUGCCCGAUUAUCAUACCGCAAAAACACCGAAUCACGAAGCUACUAGUACGAGACUACCAUGAACAAUCCUUACACCAAGCCGAUAAUGUUGUUAUUGGCAAUCUGCGACAAGAAUUUUGGAUCAUCAACGUGCGUGCGGUCCUGAACAACGUCAAAAGAUGCUGCCAAUGGUGCAUCUUACAUGCCUGCAAGCCAGCACCACCCCUGAUGGCUCCCUUACCGGAAUUUAGAGCCAAUCCCUAUACAUCACCAUUCCUGCACACCGGCGUUGACUACUUCGGACCAUUUGAAGUAGCCAUAAGAAGAUCGACGGAGAAACGUUGGGGUGUGAUUUUCAUCUGCAUGUCCACAAGGGCUGUGCAUCUAGAGUUGGCUAAGAAACUGGACACUGACAGCUUCUUAGUCUGUUUGAAGAAUUUUCAACAUCGGAGAGGAAAAAUCGGCCAUCUGUACAGUGACAAUGGCACUAACUUUAUUGGAGCUGAUAGGGAACUAAGCAACCUGGUCGCCGACAUCAACGAUCGGAUGGGAAAGGAAGCAGCGAUCCAAUACAACAUUGAAUGGCACUUCAAUCCGCCUUCAGCACCACACUUUGGCGGUAUUUGGGAGCGACAAAUCCAAACGAUAAAGAAAGGGUUGCGGCAAAUGAUGGACGAAUGGAGGCUGAGGAAACCGUCGCCGGAAACGCUAGUGGCCACGUUAAUUGAGAUCGAGUUCAUCUUGAACUCUCGGCCAUUGACACACAUCCCGGUGACUAACGACGAGGAGGAAAUCCUUACUCCUUUUCAUUUUUUGAUAGGUCGAAGCGGUAGUGCCGUGCCCCCCUUAUCACUGAUGACUUCUAGCAUCGAUGUCAAGCAGUACAAGCAGGUCCAACAUCACUCGAAGGUGUUUUGGGAUAAAUGGAAGCGAGAAUACCUGCCCACUCUGCUGAAACGUGAUAAAUGGACAAACAAGGUCGAGCCGCUGAAAGAAGACGACUUAGUGGUCCUGACCGAUGACAAUGCAACUCCUGGAAAAUGGUUAAAGGGGCGAAUCACAAAAGUAUAUCGUGCGGCAGACGAUCAAGUGCGAUCAGUAGAAGUGCGAACCGUAAACGGCGUAUUAAAAAGACCGGUGGUGAAAGUAGCAUUAGUGAAUGUUAGACAGAAGGAACACAUACUAAAUGUAAAUGGCAAAAGACGAAAUGAGAUAGGUGGAAGAAACGAUGUCGCAAAAAUGAAACGAAACCAAGAAUAA
This is a messenger RNA of Anopheles marshallii, 3936 nucleotides long. RefSeq lists its product as uncharacterized. Gene Ontology annotation, molecular function: nucleic acid binding. Gene Ontology annotation, biological process: DNA integration. NCBI's taxonomy places the organism in Eukaryota, Metazoa, Arthropoda, Insecta, Diptera, Culicidae. The coding region runs from base 1 to 3936 and encodes 1311 amino acids. The record is from RefSeq and is a predicted model, not a curated record. The transcript has 3 exons.